UAAAUUUUCCAACACAUUUCACGCCGCGCGGGGUGAUGACUUGAUUAUUCGAAAAACCAAAAAGUAGAAUGAAUAAAGGAAUUUGUUGUUGGAUUUUUCCCAAAUAUUGAAUCCAAUAUUAGUGCUCUCCACAUAUACAUAUUUCCUGAAAAUUCUGAUUUUCAACGCCGGCCCCCUCCCCUACCCUUUAUAUAAACUAAACCAUCAAUCCAGCAAUAGAUUUCAAAUCUCGACAUGUCUCCGAUCAGCGCAGACGAUCUGCACAGAAUCUUCAAAAAGUUGGACAAGAAAAACAAGGGCGUAGUCGGCAUUGAGGAGCUGCAGCACCUCCUGGAGCAAAUCGGGAUCCAGACGAGGGCGGAGGAGCUGGAGAAGCUGGUGGGGGCCACCGCCGGCCUCAACUAUUUGGACUUCUUCUUCUUCUACGAGGCCAAUGUGAAAGCGGAGCAUGACGAUGAUCUACUCAAGGCCUUCGAGGUCUUCGACUUGAACGGCGACGGCCGCAUCUCCUGCGACGAGCUGCACAGCGUGCUCUCCAGAUUGGGCCUGCUGGAGAAGCGCAGCGCCGACGAUUGUAAGGAGAUGAUCAGCGUCUACGAUGCCAACUCCGACGGCGUUUUGGAUUUUCACGAGUUCAAGGAUAUGAUGUCUGCUCCCACUUCUCAUCAACAACACACAUAAUUUUUCUACAUAUAUACUUGUUUGAGAUUGUUAUUCAUGGAUUUAUUGAGAUUGGUUGUGUAUAUUCAUUGUUUAUUAUUAUUAUUAUUAUUUUCGCACUACA
Molecule: messenger RNA, 784 nt
Organism: Salvia miltiorrhiza (redroot sage)
Lineage: Eukaryota; Viridiplantae; Streptophyta; Magnoliopsida; Lamiales; Lamiaceae
Product: probable calcium-binding protein CML44
Exons: 1
Coding region: 235-681 (148 amino acids)
Molecular function (GO): calcium ion binding
Source: RefSeq, a predicted model, not a curated record